Aspergillus ruber CBS 135680 is the source of this 633-nucleotide messenger RNA. Its product is annotated as putative esterase. Bases 1 to 633 code for a protein of 210 amino acids. The transcript has a single exon. Gene Ontology annotation, molecular function: phosphatidylcholine lysophospholipase A1 activity. Lineage: Eukaryota; Fungi; Ascomycota; Eurotiomycetes; Eurotiales; Aspergillaceae. The record is from RefSeq and is a predicted model, not a curated record.
AUGCCCUUGGGCGGAUCAGUUACACGCGGCGUUGGAUCAUCCGAUGGGACAGGGUAUAAAAAAUCGCUAUUGCAAAUGCUCCGACUCCAUGGCCUCAAUGCCCACAUGGUGGGCUCGCGCAAAGAUGGUUCCAUGCCCAACAAUGACCAUGAGGGCUGGCGCAGCUUCAGAAUUAACGAGAUCGAGAGGAAGGCCAGGAAGUCGGUGAAAAGGUUGUCACCACAGAUUUUCAUGGUUAAUGCUGGCUCCAAUGACUGCCUCCAGUCCUUCAAGAUCCCAGAAGUAGGCAAGCGCAUGGGUGACAUGCUCGAUUAUCUUUGGCUAGCCUCCCCUCAGUCCACCAUUCUCCUUUCUACUUUACUUGUCAAUGCGGACAAGGAGGUGGAUUCAGCGGUGAUGCAUGUCAAUGAUCAGUUUCGCGCUUUAGCCAGAAAAAAGGCGACUGAGCAGAAGAAGAUUGUCCUGGUCGAUAUGUACACAUGGGAAGGACCUGAAGUCCAGGACCUUGUUGAUGGCAUACACCCUGAUGACAAGGGUUACCACAAAAUGGCAAGACUGUGGCUCCGUGGCAUACAGGAAGCCUUGCAUAAAGAAUUUAUUGAUGAUUCAAAAUACAAGUUGUUGUCAAUUUAG